Molecule: messenger RNA, 1288 nt
Organism: Myripristis murdjan (pinecone soldierfish)
Lineage: Eukaryota; Metazoa; Chordata; Actinopteri; Holocentriformes; Holocentridae
Product: major histocompatibility complex class I-related gene protein-like
Exons: 6
Coding region: 203-1288 (361 amino acids)
Biological process (GO): immune response
Cellular component (GO): external side of plasma membrane
Source: RefSeq, a predicted model, not a curated record
UAGCCACAUAUUUGUAUUAUCUGAUAUCUGAUUGAUGACGUCCCCGUAGAACACAGCCAGAUAAUGUGGUAUGUCCUGUUCUGCCUCAUGUCUUAUUCAGUGAAUCAACAGACUCGGAGUGAACACUGCUCUGAAAAUGCUCUCAUGCUACCUCUGAAGCAUUUUUUGAUCCUUUUUGAAAAUUCAGAACAGGAUUAGGAGAAUGCUUAUACAGUGGAUCAUACUUUUCAUUGCAAAUUUUCUAGUGCCAGCAGGUGAAUGCGAUUCCCACACUCUUGAGUUCUUGUCUGUCGGUCUUGCACAGCCUGGAGGUCAAUCACGGGUUACGCAGCAAACUGUAUUUGAUCGAAUCCCAGUCUCUUAUUGUGACAGCUUCACUAAAAAGGAAGAGCCCAAACAAAUCCUGGUGUCAAAAAACAUUUUAUCUGGAAGCUGUGGAGCUGCACAUGAUGACAUCUUAGAGGCUCUCUCGGUGAUUCCAGCAUUUAUUAACAGCACACUGUAUGUCAUCCAAAGAAGGAGGGGCUGCAGCUUGUCAGGUGAUGGGAAUGUCUCUGCUUUUGAAGCCUGGGCAGUGAAUGGGAUGGACUUCUUGACCUUUGACCCUCACUCCCUGGAAUGGAUAUCCCAGUCUCAAGAUGCAGCAUCAGUAAGACUUAGUUGGAACAACAACAAAAGAACAAAUCUUGUGUUUAGUUACUUCAUCAGGACAGAAUGCCCCCUCUUGAUCAAGAGAUUAAAACUGAAAACACCAAGCCAAACACCUAAGACAGAGUUGCACAUUUUUGCCAAGGCAGUUUCUGGUUUGGACAAGGUGUCACUAAGGUGCCAUGUAACAAGCAAUGAGGAGUCAGUGAGCACAGUGCAUCUAAUUGGAGGUGCCGCCUCCAGGGUCACGGUCACUGGACAGCUGCCCUCUGGAGACGGAGGUUUAGUGAUGAGGCUGGCAGCUGAGAUCUCCCCGGGGACAGACUGGAACAAAUAUGGAUGCAGAAUACAAACAAGCAUUCACAACAUCACUGUGAUGUGGGACGAGCAAAAACCCCGUCCUCCUCCAAGUAUUGAUCCACAGGUGAGACAGCAGGCCACCAGUUUGCUGGAGAAUGAGGUCCCUCUUGAACCAAAGAUCGUGAUUCUGGCGUUGCUUUUUGGUGGACAACCUCACCCUUUUGUGGACAGAGUCACUACAGCCUCCCAGCUCCAUCAGGAGUCCCCCGGGAGUCACAUCGGACUCCUGCCCUGGGUCACUGCAGCUCAGAACAAGGGACACAGCCUGAGGCAGGGCUGA